Messenger RNA from Sebastes umbrosus (honeycomb rockfish), 2136 nucleotides. It is a transcript of the gene aptx, whose product is annotated as aprataxin. Gene Ontology annotation, molecular function: mismatched DNA binding; protein binding; single-strand break-containing DNA binding. The coding region runs from base 107 to 1108 and encodes 333 amino acids. NCBI's taxonomy places the organism in Eukaryota, Metazoa, Chordata, Actinopteri, Perciformes, Sebastidae. The transcript is spliced from 7 exons. Gene Ontology annotation, biological process: single strand break repair; double-strand break repair. The record is from RefSeq and is a predicted model, not a curated record. Gene Ontology annotation, cellular component: nucleus.
CAUCACUAGAGACAAGUCACCAAAACAAAGCGUGGUGGCUCUGCAAGCAACGUUCUGCGACAACAGAUUGUAAAUGUUAAUUAGCUAAGCUACAUAAGAUGAUAAAAUGCCAAUUUGCUGGCUUAUCAGCGAGGAGGACAAUCAUAAACCCAUUCGACUACCUCACCUACAGACAGUUGUCCUGGGUCGAGGUCCAGAAACGACUAUUAAAGACAAAAAGUGCUCUCGGCAGCAAGUUGAAUUGAAAGCAGAAUGCAACAAAGGUUAUGUCAAAGUUAAACAGCUGGGCUCGAACCCGACCUCCGUAGACUCUGUGGUGGUUGGGAAGGACAUUGAGGUCAAAAUUAAGCCCGGACAGCAGCUUCAUAUAGUCAAUCAGCUCUACCCAUACACUGUACAGUUCAAGGAGGAUCUCACCGGGGACCACGGCGGCACCAAAAGACCACGAGAGCCGGCUUCAGGGGGCGGAGAGAGCCGCAGAGAGGCUCCGAGUGUGAAAGCAGUCAAACAGACAGAAAAGUCCUCUGUGUCAGUCAGCCAUGGAGAAGCUACUAAAACCAGUGAAGGUUUUGGGCAUUGGAGCCAAGGUCUGAAGACCUCAAUGCAAGACCCAAAGAUGCAGGUGUACAAGGAUGAUAAAGUAGUGGUGAUAAAAGAUAAAUACCCCAAAGCUCGCUACCACUGGCUGGUCCUUCCGUGGCAGACCAUUUCCAGCCUGAAGGCCUUACGCGAGGAGCACUGCGACCUGGUGAAACACAUGCAGCAAGUCGCUGACCAGAUGGUUCAGCAGUGCCCAGACGCCAGCUCGCUACGCUUCCGCAUAGGGUACCAUGCCAUCCCCAGUAUGAGUCACGUGCACCUCCAUGUGAUCAGCCAAGACUUCGACUCUCCUUGUUUAAAGAACAAAAAGCACUGGAACUCAUUCACAACCGACUAUUUUGUGGAGUCUCACGAUGUGAUUCAGAUGCUUGAAACAAACGGAAGGGUCACCGUGAAUGAAGGAACCAGCGAGAUGUUGAAACUACCUCUCCGCUGUCACAUGUGUCACAGAGAGAUUCCCACUAUCCCAGCUCUGAAGGAACACCUGAAGUCUCACUUUCCCAGCUAAGAAAGUGACCUCAAAGGGAAUACAUGCCUCAGAUGAUAAUAGGUUCAACAUAGGACUGUAGUGUGUUGGGCAUUAUUUUUGCCUGUUCAUUCAGAUUUAUGGUUAUAUUAAAAUAAAAAAGAAGUCAUUAUGUGACUGCAACUAGGGCUGCACGAUUAAUCGAAUAUAUUUAUCGCCAUCACAAUUUUGGCUUUCCACAAUUAAAUGAACAUGAUCGCCUGCGAUAUUGACAUUUAAAAUGUGUGCUCUGCUCAUAGAAAACUCUGCUGCAUAUCAAAUCAAGUGCCUCCUAAACUACCAGCCAGCCACCAGGGUGCAAUCGAGAUGUUUUGGCUUCACUUUAGGGGAGCUGUCUGCGCGCGCACCCGACAGCGGCAGUCUGUGAAAACCUUCCCUGAAUGAUACAGUCCAGAGUAGAAGAGUAAUAUACUGUAUAUUUUAUGGGCAAAAUGAAAAUGCACUGAAUUCAGGUGAAGAUGAACCUUAUUUUAAAUGUUAUUUUGAUUUAACAAUUUGUGAAUUAGCAGGAAUGUAGCACAAAUUGAAGUGCUCUGUAGAUUUUAUUUGGGGUUAAACGUUUUGGUACAAUUAUAUUUUGUUUCUGGGAGAUGCACCGUGAAUAAGGAUAAAUCUUUAUUUUGAAGCAAAGAUUUGUGCAGGAAUGUAGCACAACAUAUAAGUGAAAGCAGUGCUCUGUUUAUUUAAAUGUGAAAGUGCAAUUAAUAAAUUAAUGAAUAAUUGUGAUAAAUAAUCAUGAUCUCAAUAUUGAUCAAAAUAAUUUUAAUUAUCAUUUUGGCCAUAAUCGUGCAGCCCUUACCGGAACACAAUGUUGUAGCUGUAGUUACAUUUUCAACAUGUUAGUUGUCACCAGGUUUAAGAAGAGUGUCACUGAAGAUGUAUGUCAAUUAUGUUGGAUUUCAUCAGUUUUUUGCCAAAUCUCUGGACUGGGAAAUCCCAACUAUUGCAUCUUUUGUUCCAAUGUUUCACAUGUCUAAAUAUGUUGUAUUAAAUGUUUUCUAAAAACUGAA